GAGCAAGUUCACGGCCCUCUCUCUCGCCUUCAAGACGGACAAGAUGACCCUGGAGCAGCGGCUGCUGCGGCAGCAACGCCAGCGCGACCUGGCGGAGAACAACAUGUCGGCCGAGUUCACCAGACUGCUCGACAUCCACAAGCGGCUGUCGCGCGCCACCUCGGACGCGGAAAGGGGAGACACGCUCGAGCGCUUCAAGUCCCAGCUGGAGGCUCUAGACCACGCCAGCCGGCAGGUCUCCAGCGCGGCAGAGAUGUACGGCGCGGUACAACAGGAGGACCGUCUGUCGCACGCCAUGGAGGUGAUCGACCUUUACGUCGAGAGUUUGAAACGACUGCAUCAGAAGCUUUGCCAGGAGCUAGAGGAGAAAAAGCGCGUGCUGUCUGAGAACAAUAUCGUGCUGGAGGAGCUGCAGGACCCAACAGACGAGCCUCCGCCCCGUACCACCCGGUACCGGUCUCUGUCCGCUCUUGCCACCAACCCGCUCGCGGGUACAAAACGAAGAGCCUCGAUCGCCGCCAUGCCAAAGUCGGGUUCGCUCGGCUCGCAGCCCGACACCGCCGCUUUUAUCCCGACCAGCGUUGCCCAGGAAGCGCGGUCGGGCCGGUGGUCGGCGCCGAGCAGGGUGCGGCGCGUCUCCCUCGCCCUGGACACGACCCCCGCCGAGGCCACGCCCGGCCCCGUCGACCGGAGGGAUAGUCGCUCCGAUGUCUACAACAUCCUCACGAACAACACGUGCAUGACGGAGAUCGCGGAGCUGUCGGAGAGCCGUCGGGAGAGUGCAACGGAGCCGGGCGUGGAUGCCCCGUGCGUCGACAGCUGCCUGAUGAUGAGCCUGGGACAGAACGGCGUGGGGUCGAUGCUGUUGCCUCACAACCACUCGGACGACGAGGACCACCACUCGGAACACAACUGUCAGACCAAUGGCGUCUGUCGCAUCCAGAGUCCCCCCGACACCAUGCUAGACCGAUUGACUCUGGUAGUCGAGUGCUGGGGCCGGGGCAGAGAGGUGGCAUCCGAACUCUGGUACGCCGUGAGCAAGGACUCGUUCCGGUGGCUGAGGUUGUGGAUGGUGUGCGCCCUCCUGGUCGCCUCCGUGGCCGUCCUUGUCACCACCCUGCUGCCGUCUGCCAGGCAGCCUGCUAUCCCGUGAUCGGCCCGGUGCAUCUAGCUGUCGUCUUUCUCAUUAUAUAUGUUCACCAAAAAUUUGCAGUUGUCUCCCGACUCACAACGGAACAAACGACUUUGAAAGUACCAGAAACGUUGUUCAUAAUAAUAAAGCUUCACAAAAACCAAUAAACAUUUAAAAUAAUUAUAAAAA
Messenger RNA from Frankliniella occidentalis (western flower thrips), 1321 nucleotides. RefSeq names its product inositol 1,4,5-triphosphate receptor associated 1. Bases 44 to 1153 code for a protein of 369 amino acids. The transcript is spliced from 9 exons. NCBI's taxonomy places the organism in Eukaryota, Metazoa, Arthropoda, Insecta, Thysanoptera, Thripidae. The record is from RefSeq and is a predicted model, not a curated record.